Molecule: messenger RNA, 1339 nt
Organism: Dicrocoelium dendriticum
Lineage: Eukaryota; Metazoa; Platyhelminthes; Trematoda; Plagiorchiida; Dicrocoeliidae
Source: the annotation of a GenBank genome assembly
GCCUCACCACCAGAUCGUGAGCGUUUGGCACUGUAAUAAUUGCUGCGCAGUGGCUACUCUGGCUGAGCGAUGGUUUCCACGCAGGUUCACCGCUUUCAACGUCGCAUCGCCGACUUGCAAACUCAUCACGAAUUGUCACUAAAACGCUACAAGACAGCCAGGCAAAAUUACACCUCUUUUAGUCGAGAUGUUUUAAAUUCCUUGGUUGCACAUCUUGCUGAAACCGAGAAAAAUGCGAAGAACUCGAAGCGCGUUGCGAAGCCGCGUGCAUCCCAUUCCCAGGUACCCAAGCACAGUCGUCCCCACUACCUACCAUGUACCGUCCCCAACUACAGUCCAUAUGGGAAUGAUCCGGUGUCUAACUGUCGAGAUGAAAAAUUCACCGCAUAUGACGGAUUACCAGCAACCAUGGUGGAUCAGAGUGCUAAGAACUUCAGCAGUUACGCUUGCCCAGUGAACGAGCGGGUUUGCUUGGGUUCUGCGCGACGCGAUGAACCUGUUUUUCCUCCUCCUACGUUUUUCGAACACAAUGAUUGUUUUAUUCCGGAGGCUCAUCACGCUCAAAACACUUGUGCAUGCACUGAUUUUCACCAGCUGGAUAAUUACAGUUCAACGAACCUUAAUUCUACCCAUGAAUUUCACCCAAACUCGAUGUAUUCAACGUCUCGCGUUUAUUCCGGUCAUUUUCUCCCUCAUUGCUCCUCUUCAACUCAGUUCGAUCACUCAUAUCAGACACCUACCCUUGCUUAUUCCAUGCCUGCUUGGUACCAAAACAAAGAUUCCGGGACUACCUUCACCUUGGGCUCUUGUUUGACCGAGAAGGAUAUGUCUACCUCCGAAUUGAUUGCCUACAGGAGUUCUCACUCAACCAACGAUGUCGAUGAUAUCCAUCCACCGGCGGUCGAGAUGUUGGGUCCUUCACCUAGUGCCUUACGAGUGUUUCCCGGACUCGCUUGCUCCAGUCACUCGAGGAUCAAUCCAAUUUUGGCUUCAACUUACCCAGCGUUUUCCAAUCAUUACAUCGAUAGUAUUUAUAAGCCUCUACCCAAUUUACCACUGCAGUUUACUCAAACUAAUUCUGACACCCUCUCCGGAAGCAAUCUGGGUCGUCUGUCCCAGUCAGCUGACUUUGCUUACACUUAGUUUAUUUUCAAGUGGGCCAUGUACAGUGUGUAAAGCUAUACCGCUUAUGUUGAUUUUUGUGCAAUUCUCUUGUGAUAUCCCGUGUUUAUUCUGAUCACCCUUACCAGUGCCUCAGUUGCUUGAAUCGUAUCUUUCCCCUUUAUUUUAGGUGCAGUCUGUUUCCGAUGGCACUUGCAUACAUCUUUUCAAGUUUUUA